This is a messenger RNA of Prunus armeniaca (apricot), 1320 nucleotides long. NCBI's taxonomy places the organism in Eukaryota, Viridiplantae, Streptophyta, Magnoliopsida, Rosales, Rosaceae. The record is from the annotation of a GenBank genome assembly.
AUGUCUUGGGCAUGCAAAAAAUGCACCUUUGUCAACCCCCCAACCCCAUCUCAAAAACCCACUUGCCAAAUCUGCUUAUCACCAUCAUCAUCAUCACCACCCCCAUCACCAGCAUCUUCUUCUAUUCCAAAAUGGUCAUGCAAGGCCUGCACUUUCUUGAACGCUUACAAGAACUCUAACUGUGAAGUCUGUGACACCAGGGCUUCAAUCUCUUCCCUCUCGAGUUUUGAGGAUUUGACCGAUACGGGGCUUGAUGGUGGAGACCUCGAUUCUUCGGUAGGCUCUGUUUUCUUGCCCCUGCAGCGUUGCAAGAGGAAGAGGGUUGAAGACCCAGUUGAGGUUAAUCAGGGUUCUUCCAGUUUCAAUGUGGUUCGAGAGGUCAAGGCGUCCGAUAAGUUGACGACUGUAUCGGGUUCUUCCAGUUUCAAUGUGUCUGGAGGGGUGCCCGAUAAGGGAAUGAAUGUGUCGGAGGGAACUAGUUUUGGGUCUUCUGGUGUGGGUUUGACGACAUUGAAAAUUCUGAGUUACAAUGUCUGGUUCCGAGAAGAUCUAGAAGUGCACAAGAGAAUGAAAGCUCUUGGUGACCUUAUCCAACAGCACUGCCCAGAUCUCAUUUGCUUUCAGGAGGUCACCCCGAAUAUAUAUGACAUCUUUCGGCAAUCUAGCUGGUGGAAAAUGUAUCAAAGCUCAGUUUCAAACCAGAUGGCAGAUUCAAGACCAUACUUUUGCAUGCAGUUAAGCAAAUUGCGAGUGAAGUCCUUCAGCUGUAAGCCCUUUGGAUACUCUGCAAUGGGGAGAGAACUUUGUGUUGCUGAAGUUGAAGUCCCGGGGGACAAACAUUUGGUUGUUGCCACUAGCCAUCUCGAAAGUCCUUGCCCCGGCCCUCCAAACUGGGAUCAGAUGUACAGUAAAGAACGUGUAGAUCAGGCAAAGGAGGCCCUCAACCUUUUAAACAAGAACCAAAAUGUGAUUUUUUGUGGUGACAUGAACUGGGAUGACAAGUUGGAUGGUCAAUUUCCUUUACCCAACAAAUGGAUUGACGCUUGGGAAGAGUUAAGACCAGAGGAAAAUGGAUGGACAUAUGAUACCAAGUCCAACGUGAUGUUGUCUGGCAACCGGAAACUACAGAAGCGACUAGAUCGAUUUUUGUGUAGUCUGCAUCAUUUUAGAGUGAGUAAAAUUGAAAUGAUUGGGAUGGAUGCAAUACCAGGUCUAUCUUAUAUUAAGGAAAAAAAAGUGAGGACGGAGAUCAAGAAGCUGGAGCUCCCUGUUUUGCCUAGUGAUCACUACGGCUUGCUUUUGACAAUCUGUAGCCAGUGA